This is a messenger RNA of Paramuricea clavata, 480 nucleotides long. Lineage: Eukaryota; Metazoa; Cnidaria; Anthozoa; Malacalcyonacea; Plexauridae. The record is from the annotation of a GenBank genome assembly.
AUGGCUGCGAAUUUCUGGCUUUCAACUCAUUACAAGUACUGGCUUUUGACGAAAGAAGAGUUAGUUAUUUCGGCCGGACGCCAGGAGGACUUAAAAUACUUAACUGCAGAAGAAUACCAAAAAGUUCACAUUCUAUACGCAAACUUUAUUCAAGCGCUGGGCGAGCAUUUAAAACAUCGCCAGCAAGUGAUAGCAGCGGCUACGCAUUAUUUCAAAAGGUUCUACUCCAAAAAUUCGCUGAAAAACAUCGAUCCUUUACUUCUGGCGCCGACCUGUUUGUAUUUGGCCUCGAAAGUCGAGGAGAAUGGAGUGAUUUCGAACAAUCGGUUGAUUCAAACUUGUGCUACAGUGGUAAAGAAUAAAUUUAUGGCUGUGUUUAAUUGUGAAUAUCCAUACAGAAUAAACCAGGUAUGUUUUAUUAGCGUAAGCUGUGCAGUGUGCGGGUGGCUUGUGUCUGAAAAUGAACUACCUGAAAAAGAA